UCCUUUUUUCUCAGAUUCAGCAUGAGGCAAAGCAGUAUGAUACAGGCUUUUGCCAUUUAGAAAAAAAAAACUGUACAUUAAACUGGACCAGCUUACUUGCAUUCAUUUUGAGAUUUUGUAUGACUCAGAGUAUAGUUGUUAUUUUAAAAGUAAUUCACACAACAGAUCUGUUUUUAAUUGUACUGAUAAAUCUAUAAUUUAAAAAUAUGAAUUGUUAAAAAUGGUUAUUUAAUUCAACAUACACAAUUUGUCAUUUAAAUGUUUUUUGCUCAGAGACUUCAAACUAGAUUUUAUGUAGUUUGAAUGCAAAUGAUAAGCAUUCUGCUUCUAAGUAAAUCAAACCCCACAAAGCCUGUUUUUUGAAAAAUCAAUAAAAAACAUUGUUUUUCACAGAAACAUUGUAAGCGUCCCCUUGGUAACUUGGUCCAAGUGCAUAGGAAAUUUCAGCAUCAAGGCAGUGUGAGGCUGUGAGGAAAGCUCUAUGGAUUUACCUUGUUCAGCCCGUCUCAAAUGUGAGCGCCUUCCACUCUGCGUGACACAUCUUCGUGUUUAUGACUGGCUCUCUCUGGAGAUACCUCGCGACGACGUGUCCCCUCUCUGGUUCGUGCUAUUUUCAGCGAAAGCGCGUCACGAUGCCGUCCGGCAAACUUCAUGUGGAGUGAAAGAAGAAUUCGUUCACACCUGCGGGAUUACAGCUCAUGCGUUAUCGCGAAUUUAGACGGAUACAGAACUUCAAAACGAUGAAUUCUACGAGCGCAGAACUACGCGAUCUGUCUUGCUCGGCUGAUGUCCUUGUUCAUGUAUGAGAGAUUAUUCGUUCAUCGCCGACUGUCCGAUAAUCACUUCUCCACUCUCAUCCCGCAGGUUUCCUCUUUUCAUCUGAGCGUCCGUGUCAAAUGGAAAUCUGAAGUGCUCCACUUUCGCAGUUUCUCACCUUUCGUAGCAAAAAGCUGCAGGGUGGCCCUUGUGGCCGGGAUGCCACUGUGUACCUUGCCAGUCGGCGGUGGAUCCUGAGGGGCAGGAGCUGCCCACCCAGUGCAGGGGGCAGAGGGACAAGCACCCUGACCACGACAUGAAUCUCUGCUGGAACGAGAUCAAACGCAAAUCCCACAACAUCAGAGUACGGCUGGAGGCCUUUUCGGACAACAGUGGGAAGCUCCAGCUGUCCCUGCAGGAGAUCAUUGAAUGGCUGACAGCUAAAGAUGAAGAGCUGUCCGAGCAGCUGCCCAUAGGUGGUGAUGUCGGAGCUGUGCAGCACCAGCGGGAGUUCCACCAGGCUUUCAUGGAAGAUGUCAAAUCCAGAGGGCCCUACAUCUACUCUGUGUUGGAAUCAGCUCAGACCUUUCUGGCACAACACCCAUUCCAGGAGCCUGAGGAGAUGUUGCCUGAUGGCAAAGAAGUCUCUCCUCGCCGGCGAAUGCUGAAUGUAAGUCGCUCCGUGUGGAAGCAGGCCAACGUGGCCAGUGACCUGUGGGAGAAGUUGACAGCGUGCUGCGUGGACCGACAUCGGCACAUGGAGCGAACCCUGGAGAGGCUGCUGCAGAUCCAGGCCGCCAUGGAGGAGCUGGCUGUGGCUCUGGAGCAGGCGGAGGGAGUGAGGGAUGCCUGGGAGCCUGUGGGAGACCUGUUCAUUGAUUCACUGCAGGACCAUAUAGAUGCUACCAAGCUGUUUAAAGAAGAGCUGACCCAGGUGAAGGAAGGAAUGAAACACAUAAAUGACCUUGCGCAUCAGCUGGCCAUAUCUGAUGUGCACUUGUCCAUGGAGAACGCCAGAGCUCUGGAGCACCUCAACAACAGAUGGAAACUUCUGCAGGGGUCAAUUGAAGAACGUCUUAAACAGUUGCAAGAUGCCCAUAGAGAUUUUGGACCCGGAUCACAGCAUUUCCUUUCCAGCUCUGUGCAGAUUCCUUGGGAACGUGCCAUAUCCCCCAACAAAGUGCCAUACUACAUCAACCAUCAGGCUCAGACAACCUGCUGGGACCAUCCAAAGAUGACUGAAUUAUACCAAGCUCUGGCGGACCUGAACAAUAUCAGGUUCUCUGCAUACCGGACGGCCAUGAAGCUGAGGCAUGUGCAGAAGGCUUUAAGAUUGGACCUGCUGAAGUUAAGCAGCUUGGUGGAUGUGUUUAGAGAACAGGAGCUGCAGCAUGCCGAGCAUGUGAUGGAUGUGGUCGAGGUCAUCCACGCUCUCACUUCCCUGUAUGAGAAACUUGAGGAGGAGAGGUCCGUCCUGAUCAAUAUCCCCCUGUGCGUCGACAUGUGUCUCAACUGGCUGCUGAAUGUUUACGACAGUGGUCGUAAUGGUAAGAUGCGAGUGCUCUCCUUCAAAACGAGCCUUGUUAUUCUAUGCAACGCAGACAUCCAGGAAAAGUAUAAAUACCUUUUCAGACAGGUGUGUGGUCCAGGUGGACUGACAGAUCAGAAACAUCUCAGUCUGUUACUGCAUGAGGCUAUUCAGAUCCCUCGGCAGCUCGGGGAGGUGGCGGCAUUUGGAGGGAGCAACGUGGAGCCCAGUGUCCGCAGCUGCUUUCGAAUGGCUCCAGGUAAGUCAGCAAUUGAGGUGUGUCACUUUCUGGAGUGGAUGGGCCUAGAACCUCAGUCGGUGGUGUGGCUUCCUGUUUUGCACCGGGUGACCGUGGCCGAGACAGCCAAGCACCAGGCACGCUGCUACAUCUGUAAGCAGUGCCCUAUCAAGGGCUUCAGAUACCGAAGUCUGAAACAGUUCAAUGUGGACAUCUGCCAGACGUGUUUUCUGACAGGCAGAACUACCAAGGGCAAGAAAUUACACUACCCCAUCAUGGAGUACUACACCCCGACGACCUCAGGCGAGAAGAUGCGGGACUUCGCAAAGACGCUAAAGAACAAGUUCCGCUCGAAGCAGUAUUUUAGUAAACACCCUCAGAGGGGAUACCUGCCUGUUCAAUCAGUACUGGAGGUGGAGAGCCCUGAGACGCCCUGCUCAUCUCCCAGGCUGCCUCAUGCGGACACACACAGCCGGAUCGAGCAUUUUGCCAGCAGGUUGGCAGAAAUGGAGAACCAGAACUGUUCCUUUUUCACCGACAGUCUCUCUCCGGAUGAAAGUUUGGAUGAAGAUCAGUACCUCCUACGUCACUCCAGCCCCGCCCUCGAGCAGGACUCCCCCCACGGCCACCUGCUGGCCCACCUGGACUGCCAGGACAGAGAAGAGCUGCAGCACACCCUCCAGCGCCUUGAGAACGAGAACAGGGUGCUGCAGGGCGAGUAUCGGCGGCUGAAGUGGAAGCAUGAAGAGGCAGCAGCAUCGCCCCAGCUGCUGGAGUCAGGUCCAGGAUCACCGGCCGGUCAGCAGGAUGAGGAGCUCCUAGCUGAAGCUCGAAUCCUUCGACAGCACAAGACCCGUCUGGAGACGCGCAUGCAGAUUCUGGAGGACCACAACAAGCAACUGGAGUCCCAGCUAUAUAGACUCAGAGAUUUACUGCUGCAGCCCAAAGACGACUCGGAGGCCAAUGGCUCGGCUCCUUCCUCUCUGUCCUCGCCUGUGUCAGGGGGUGACCACCAGGGGGAGCCUCCCAGCAGAGAGACCACAGACACAGAUGCUGCAGGUGAGGAUUUGGAUCACGAGCAGGACACGGUACUGCAGCUGCAGCAGGUAAUCGAACAGCUGAGGAACGUCUUUCCGUCUGAACCAGGUCCAUGAGGAACCUGAUGCAAAACUCAGAGGCCUAUAAUUAUGCAGGUCUUGUAUUGCACAUCUUAUUGUGUGCGGGGUCUUGAGAAUGCAGGGCAGGUGAAUCCAUGGACAGUCGACGUGGCUACGAGAAGAGUUUCAAGACAACCUUCUUAGCCUGCGCCCAGUUGCCAAUCCCAAAGAGCUGUGGGAUAUCUGAGUGCUAACUAAACAAACUAAUGUUUACAUGGUGCCAAAGGCCUGCACUGAUCCGGACACUGUGCUAUCCCGUGUAGUAAUGCAUGGUGUGUGGCUUGUUUCAUCAGUACAGCACAAGAACCACAAACAGGACUUACACCACGCAGAAGGGGAUCUCUCUUUAUGUAUCCCUUUGCCAACAACUUCUCUGUAUGUUUUUUUUUUAAUGGUUUACUAUUUUCUGUGACUCACUCAUGACCAGAAACAGAAAUAUACACAUAUACCAAUGGUAAGUCAUGCUUGGCAAUGCGUGACCCUUGUUCUGUGAAGCAGAAAAGAGCAGAUUGUCCUGAACUGUCGGGACACACAGCAAGCUUAUUUACACUGUAAGGAUGACACAUCUUUGAUUGAGGCUAUCAUUUAUUUAAGAUGCCAAAGUGCCCAUGAGCACUGUGCUCAUGCCCUGAUGUUCCUUCUCUUUUUUCCCUGCUCUUUCUCUCUUGCAUACAGUACU
Carassius carassius (crucian carp) is the source of this 4358-nucleotide messenger RNA. Its product is annotated as dystrophin-related protein 2-like. Gene Ontology annotation, cellular component: plasma membrane. The record is from RefSeq and is a predicted model, not a curated record. The transcript has 23 exons. Gene Ontology annotation, molecular function: zinc ion binding; protein binding. Lineage: Eukaryota; Metazoa; Chordata; Actinopteri; Cypriniformes; Cyprinidae. Gene Ontology annotation, biological process: synaptic signaling. Bases 1073 to 3676 code for a protein of 867 amino acids.